AUGGCCCUGUCUCUGGUCUCUGGCCCUGCGGUGCCCGCUGCGGCGCUGCGUUUCAUGAAGUAUGUCGAGGCAAGCCCCACGCCGUUCCAUGCGACGGCGACGAGCGUCGCGAUGCUCGAGAAGGCUGGGUUCGUCCAGCUGCACGAGAGCCAGUCGUGGGACAACAAGGUGGAGCUCGGCGGCCGCUAUAAGCGCAACCAGUCGUCGCUCGUCGCGUUUGCCAUCGGCCAGCAGUACCGCCCGGGCAAUGGUGUGCACAUGGUCGGCGGCCACACCGACUCGCCGAAUCUCCGUGUGCGUCCGGUGUCGAAGCGCAGCAAGGAGGGCUACCUGCAGUGCUCUGUCGAGACGUACGGCGGCGGCCUGUGGGCGACGUGGUUCGACCGUGACCUGAGUCUCGCGGGCCGCGUGAUUGUGUCGACGUCCGACACGCAUGCCAAGUUUGUGUCGCGCCUCGUGCACAUCCGCCGCCCGCUGCUGCGUGUGCCGACGCUGGCCAUCCACCUGAACCGCACGCAGAACGACGCGUUCAAGUUCAACCAGGAGGACAACCUGCAGCCGAUCUUUGGCCUCGCCGAUGCGCUCAACUCGUCCGCGGAGCCGAGCGCGGCGGUCGGCACGCCGACCAUGAGCCAAAAACACCACCCGGUGCUCCUCCAGCUGCUUUCGGAAGAGCUCGGAUGCCCCGUGAGCCACAUUCAAGACUUUGAGCUGAGUCUCUUUGACACGCAGCCUCCUGCGGCCGGCGGCCUGAACAACGAGUUUGUCUUUUCGCCGCGCGUCGACAACCAAAUGACGUGCUUCUGUGCGACCGAGGCGCUGAUCGACAGUGUGGAAAAGGCCGGUGCGCUCAGCGAUGCGUCGUCCAUCCGCGCCAUUGCGCUCUUUGAUAACGAAGAGGUGGGCUCGGUGUCGUACCAAGGCGCCGAGAGUAACCUCGUCUGGAGCAUGGUGCACCGUCUAGCGGCGCUUGCCGUGCGUGGCGCGACUGUCUCGACGAACCAGCAGGCGCUCUUUGAUCAGAGUCUUGCACGCUCGUUCCUCAUCUCGUCGGACACGGCGCACGCCGUGCACCCCAACUUUGCCUCGAUCCACGAGGACAAUUUGCGCCCCAAGCUCAAUGCGGGCCCGGUGAUCAAGACCAACGCCAAGCAGCGCUACGCGUCGACGGCGGUGACCACCUUUUUGCUGCGCCGCGUCGCCAAGCGCGCGGGUGUGCCGCUGCAAGAGUUCGAGGUGCGUAACGACUGUGCGUGCGGCAGCACCAUCGGCCCGAUGCUCUCCAAGAGCGUGCGCACGGUCGACCUCGGCAAUCCCCAGCUGAGCAUGCACUCGAUCCGCGAGGUGUGUGGCUCGGAGGACGUCGAGCACAAAAUCAAGCUCUUUACGGAGUACUUCCAGUCGUUCGACAAGGUCGACGAGGAGCUUACAGUGGAUUAG
Molecule: messenger RNA, 1440 nt
Organism: Malassezia japonica
Lineage: Eukaryota; Fungi; Basidiomycota; Malasseziomycetes; Malasseziales; Malasseziaceae
Product: aspartyl aminopeptidase
Exons: 2
Coding region: 1-1440 (479 amino acids)
Biological process (GO): proteolysis
Cellular component (GO): fungal-type vacuole
Molecular function (GO): aminopeptidase activity; zinc ion binding
Source: RefSeq, a predicted model, not a curated record